Molecule: messenger RNA, 3971 nt
Organism: Xiphophorus couchianus (Monterrey platyfish)
Lineage: Eukaryota; Metazoa; Chordata; Actinopteri; Cyprinodontiformes; Poeciliidae
Gene: znf451
Product: zinc finger protein 451
Exons: 13
Coding region: 137-2791 (884 amino acids)
Source: RefSeq, a predicted model, not a curated record
CACCGCUAUAAGAAAGAAGCGCACAAGCUUGUCAUGACGUAGCAGACUGGUUUAGCUGCGGUCAAGUUGAUUUGGAGUCUUGCAGGAGCUAGUCGCCACCCUGCACACGGAGAAACCAGUAGGAGAAAUUUGUUAAAUGUCUUCACCAACCCCAUUAGACGAUGACAACGAGCUGGAAGAAGUAGAGUUUGUAUCGGAGGGCCCUUUUAGACCAGUACUGGAAUGCAUUGACCUGCUGAGUGACAGUGAGGAUGAAGGGUGCUCGUCACUGGCUGGCAUGCUUGAAGACAAAAUCAACAGACACAAAGCUCAUAUAGCGUCUACACUUGACAGACUGGCACAUAAGGUGGCCCAGGAGAAAAAAGAGAGAGCGGAUAAAUGUAAAGCAUUUAAGGAAAAACAAAUCUUACAAAAAGCUCAUGGGCAGCAAGAGUUGGCUGGUUCUUCAGCAAAUGGUGUAAGCAUGGAAGCAAAGCGCUGUGUGGACAUGUGGUUAAAGAUGCCAGGCCCCAAGCCUGGAGUGAUCAGUGCCGGUUCAGGAAGCAGACGCGCUCAUGCCGCUUUCCCUAGAAGCAGUUCAGCUGGUCACACUUGCCCAGUAAUUGAUUGCGGUCGUGUUUACGAGAACAUUUCCCUCCUUGAUGGCCACUUGAAGCGGUUUGAUCACUCUCCAUGUGACCCAACAAUUCAUCUCAGAGGAAGUCCAUCCGAGUUCUUCGCCUGCGUUGCCUGCUGUUUGUGCUUUCAGACAGAGGAAGAAUGGAAGAAACACGCUGAAUCCAAGAUUUCCUCGUCUAGCACUGACAGUCACAACUUGGAUCAAACUUAUCAGCGGAUCGUUUGCUUUGCCUGUCCCGCUUGCUUCCUCCUCUUUAACUUACGAGACGAGUGUCUUCAGCACAUGUCAGACAAAAACCACUUCACUGAGUCUCUCGUUAUGACCAAAAGAAAAGGAACAGCGCAGCCAGUUCCGGUUCCACAUCCUGUGAAGGAUCGUCUCAUUGCUUUGUGUAAGGAUGUAGCAUUCAAGGUCCGCUGCUCCUUAUGUCACCAAGUGCUGAUUUCCCAUCAGACAGCUCAAGCUCACUUCAAUGUGCACUGCAGGCAAGGCUGCGCUGUGGCCAAGUCUGACAAAACCAUAGUGGACAUUAUGAAACAGCUUCAAGUCCGAGGCCAGUGCAUUCCCUGCUCUAAAAUCUUUCUCAACCAGGCUGAAAUCGAAAGACAUAAAGAGUCGAAGCUACACGAAGUUGAGGUCAAUCAAACAAUGGCGAAAGCACUCCUUCAGUACAGUCGCUUUGUUGAAAUGCAACAAAGUCAAAGUAAAGCAGAGAACCAUCAGAAAAGAAUAUCAUCUGGCCUUGAGGUUGAGUUUCAAAAAAUAAACAAGGAAUGGAGUGACCGCCAUGGAUUUCCAGCCAAACGACAAAGACUGAGCCGAGGCUUGAACGACAGCAGCAGCAGGACCUUGGUGGCGGCUUGGUUUUGUGAAUGCGGCCUGCAGUUUUCUGAGAAGGGCAAUGCUAGUAAGCAUCUCCUGGCUGCAAACCAGAUUUUCCACCAGUGUGGCGUUUGUGGCAAACACAUGGGGGAGUCUUCAAUCGCCCGCCUACAUAUGAGCCGUUUCCAUGGGGGAGCGCACCUCUCCAACUUCCUGUUCUUCUGCCGCAAGUGCAAAGUGGAAAUGCCCCGGCACAAAGAUAUCUUGCUGCAUGUGUCCGAAGUCCACAGUGGACACACCUACCUCACAGAGAAAGAGGUUCCCUAUGACCUCAGCUCAGACCUCGAUGCCAAACCUUCCACUAGCAUCAAAAUAUCAUUGCCCUCGCCUUCUGCUUCCAAAUUGCAGCAGGACGCGGUGGAGACGCCUUCUUCGACAGCGGGCCACACUUGGAUGUGUAGGAUGUGUGAAGACGUCUUUGACUCGGAAGCAGCUGUGUUGAAACACUGCAGCGAUUUGAGUAGUCACAGCUUCCAAAGAUUCAUCUGUGGACACUGUCCGCAGAAGUUCUUCAAAGAAUCCACAGUGCGGCGACACUGCAUGAAUGAGCACGGCGGGCAGAUAAAGAGUUUCCACUUCUGUGGCCUGUGCGACAGCAUGCAGUUUGAUACUGAGGACGAAUUCAUGGAUCAUUACAGGAAACUUCACAGUAAGGACUACUACUGCAUGGACGAGCCUGAAGUUGUUCAGCCUCCUGCUGCUGAGGAAACCAGUCAGAAUGCAUGUCCUUGUAUGGAUGGAGAAGGGUUCAUAGAGGAAAAGAAAGCUACUUAUACCCGGUGCAUGAGAAAUCUCGCUGCAGAAGGAAAAUGUCUGUACAAAUGUGCACCCUGCUGCGUAUCUGUUCCUUCUUUUGCACAGAUGAAGACUCAUAUCCUCACAAAACAUGCGGCCCUGAACCUGGAUAAAACCUUUGACGUAGUGUGCCAAGAGUGCCAGGAGAGCUUCAGCAGUGUGCCGAAGUUUCAUAAACAUCAUCAUUCGAUGCACUGUACACUGGAACCAUGCCUUAGCUCCCAGGAGUGCAUGAGGGAUUCAAAACCAGACUCCAAAACUGUAAAAAUAAUCAAUGCUGUGGAGAUCAAUUCAGGAAGUGACGAGAUUGAAGAUGAAACAUUGGUGAAGAUUUUAAGCACCAAUGAAGUCAGUGAUGAAACAGAAGGGCAUGAAGAGCAAAUAGAUGAAGAAAUGUGUCAUGCGUUGUCUUUGAGCGCAGAAGAAGCAAGAGAGGCUGCAAGAGAGUCUGCUGAUUUGGAGGAAGCUCUACAACGAAGUCUUCUGGAAUUCUAAGAACUUGGAACUUCUGUGAAAUCGUCUGUUGUUGAAAAUCUCAGUUUUCCACUCAUUGUUGUCUGAUUUAAUAAAUAAAUGUAUCUUGUCAUCAUCUUUCUUCUGUUUUGGCAACACAAGUCACGCUGCCCCUUCUGCAACUGGGCUGAUUGCAUGUUUUAUGGUUUUAGUGGGAGCUGGUUGCGUUCUGCCAAGAGUUCUGUGGAAUCUCAAACACUUUGGUGUGUUGACACAUGUGCUAUAGUUGGCAUUGGUGACACUGCAAGAUUCCUCAGUUGGCCUUGUGACCACAUUCUUGACUAUUUCUACAUCUGAUGUCUUAGGUUUCCUUAAAGACGAGAAAAAGUGUCUUAAUUUUUUUCUGAUAAGGCAUAAGUAAAAUUAAGUUUAUUGGUUAAUGUGAAAAGGAAAGUAUGAUAAUGCAAUUUGGGGCACAAAUUUAACCGUACCAUAGAAUAACAUAUAUAUAUAUAUAAUUUUAAUUUGUUGUCUCUAUACUCUUAGACAAAUGAAUAUUCAAUCACACAAAAGGAAAAAACUGAUAGCGGUUCAGGAGGUACAGCCUGUGUGUUUAUGCUCAUGUUAUUUGACACUGGAUCUUUGCAUGUAGAAUUAGGCAGGUAACGGUUGUACAACAUCAAAGUUUGAGUUUUUAAAUGAUUAAGUGAAAACCUACAAAGGCAUUUACACUCAUUUUUUCCAUAUUUGUUUAUGUUGCAGUCACAAACUAAUGUGUUUUAUCAGAUUUUUAUUUGAUUGACAAGAACACAAACUUAAUUUGGUUCUUUAGUUCUUAAUUGCAGACCUACAAAGACAUGACUGUCUGUCUGGAGCCAGGAGACUUGUAAUAAAUUUAGGUUAGCUGCAUGCCAAACUUCUCUGAUUUUUAUGUGUAAAAAGAAUAAGUAAGAAUUCUGGGUCUGUCACAUAACAAUGAAUUUAAGACAAUAUAGGGAAAGGUUUUGGAUAAACUACUUUUGCUGAAUUAUGAAUUCCUUUAUCAAAGCUAAAAAAAAACAGUCAUUUAGAGCAGGCUGUCUUUGAUUAAUACUGUAUCUGAAUAUCAUUAAGUGUAGACUGUCACUGUUUUCUUAGUUUGUCACAACAUUGUGUUUCAUUUUCCCCCUAAUCAUGUAAAAACUUUUUGCUGUACAAAUAAAAUUGCCUUUCUUUUUGCAAA